Molecule: messenger RNA, 5798 nt
Organism: Rattus norvegicus (Norway rat)
Lineage: Eukaryota; Metazoa; Chordata; Mammalia; Rodentia; Muridae
Source: RefSeq, a predicted model, not a curated record
GCUAUCAGGCGGGUGGGUGACCGGCUGUGGGUGGGGCGGCAGCCGGGGCCCUGGCUUUUACGUUUAGGGCUAAGAAAGCUCCAGGGAGCAGUUGACUCUGGUGAACUCCGCCGGGGUCCAGGGCUAGGGCUCUUGGAGGAGCCCGUGGUGAACCUUACGCCUCCGGCCCAAGCUGAAGCGGCCUCGGAGCCCGCGUCCCACCCGGCGGCGUCUGCCCGACCCUCCACGGGCUGCGCGCGACCGCUCCGGCUCAGUUCGGGGCUGCGGCGGGAACCGCCGAGCUGGCUGGACGGGCCUUUACUCCCGAGGACCCCGCUGAGGAGAAGAAGCACCGCGGCUGGCCCGACCCCGAGUCCUGAGGUCAGGCCGUGGGCUCCGGGGCUCCCGGGCCGUGGUCCCCGUCCUUGCCCCGCGUUCCCAGGCGGAGGAUCGGCGACCUCGCCCGCGCCGCCCGGCUGCUCCUCGGAGUGUGGCACCGAGCCCUCUGGCGGGGUGAUUUGUCCUCCUUGUUCUUGCUUGAUAGAGGCAUCUAUUUGAAGGCUAUCUGUGCUCUUUAAAACUUUUAACCAAAGUGGAAAUGCGUGUCCUCUUUUUCUGGACCACUGUCGGUUUCCACUCUAGCCGAGGUCUGAGAUCCCGCUGAGAGUGAAAAAGGGAAAAAGUACCUACAAAAUAGCUCUGCACUUGGUCUCUCCCGCCCGAGAAGGGCAGAUGAACUUUGGAGUUAAGAUGCAGGGAGGUGAGCCCACAUCAGUGAUGAAAGUCUCCGAGAGUGAAGGGAAGCUAGAGGGCUUGGCCACAGCAGUGACCCCGAACAAGAACAGCGGCAACAGCAGCUGUGGGGGUGUCAUCAGCAGUAGCAGCAGCAACAACAGCCGCGGUGGCAGUACAAAAGGCUGGCAGUACAGUGAUCACAUGGAGAGUGUUAAUGGCUAUCUAAUGAAGUACACCAACCUUGUCACUGGGUGGCAGUACAGGUUUUUUGUUUUAAACAAUGAAGCGGGGCUGUUGGAGUACUUUGUGAAUGAACAGUCUAGGAAUCAGAAACCCAGAGGGACUUUGCAGCUUGCGGGGGCUGUGAUCUCACCCAGCGAUGAGGACUCCCACACCUUCACAGUGAAUGCUGCCAGCGGAGAGCAGUAUAAACUCAGAGCCACAGAUGCCAAAGAGCGGCAGCACUGGGUGAGCAGACUUCAGAUAUGUACACAGCACCACACGGAAGCUAUUGGAAAGAAUAACCCUCCCUUGAAGUCCCGGAGCUUCUCGCUUGCAUCUAGUGGUAAUUCUCCCAUAUCCCAGAGGAGACCAAGUCAGAAUGCCAUUUCUUUUUUUAAUGUUGGACAUUCCAAACUGCAAUCAGUGAACAAAAGAGCUCACUUGCAUCCAGACCAUCUUGUGGAGGUCAGAGAAAUGAUGUCUCAUGCUGAAGGACAACAACGAGACCUAAUUAGACGGAUCGAAUGCCUUCCUGCCUCGGGCCUUCUUAGUUCCUUGGACCAGGACCUCCUGAUGCUCAAAGCCACUUCGAUGGCAACUAUGAACUGCUUAAAUGACUGCUUUCACAUUCUCCAGCUGCAGCACGCAUCGCAUCAGAAGGGCGCACUGCCCUCAGGGACGACAAUCGAGUGGUUGGAACCAAAGAUACCUUUAUCAAACCACUAUAAAAAUGGAGCUGAGCAGCCCUUUGCAACCGAGCCGAGCAAGCCCGCAGCCGCCCCGGAGGCUGCAGAGUCUGGAGGACUAGCAAGGGAACCUGAAGACAUCAACGCAGAUGAUGAGAUAGAGGACACCUGUGACAACAAGGAGGAUGACCUGGGGGCCGUGGAGGAGCAGCGCAGUGUCAUCCUGCACCUCCUGUCACAGCUCAAGCUGGGCAUGGACUUAACCCGAGUGGUGCUUCCUACAUUCAUCCUGGAGAAGCGGUCCUUACUGGAGAUGUAUGCAGACUUCAUGUCACAUCCAGACCUGUUCCUAGGCAUCACCAAUGGAGCCACGCCAGAGGACCGAAUGAUUCGAUUCGUUGAGUACUACCUUACCUCAUUUCAUGAAGGCAGAAAGGGAGCCAUUGCUAAGAAGCCGUACAACCCUAUCAUUGGAGAAACUUUCCACUGCUCCUGGAGGAUGCCUAAGAGCGAGGUGGCAUCCAGUGUGAGUGGCAGCUCUUCUCCCCCAGCCGUCACAAACCAUGCUCCUCUGCCAGAGGAGGCACUGGCCCAGGCCGCCUCAGACUGCUACACUGUCAGAUUUGUUGCUGAGCAGGUUUCCCAUCAUCCUCCAGUCUCAGGAUUUUAUGCAGAGUGUGCAGAAAGGAAGAUGUGUGUAAAUGCACAUGUCUGGACUAAGAGCAAGUUCUUAGGCAUGUCAAUAGGUGUGACAAUGGUUGGAGAAGGUGUCCUUUGUCUGUUGGAGCACGGAGAAGAGUACACGUUUUCCCUGCCUUGUGCAUAUGCCCGCUCCAUUCUCACUGUCCCUUGGGUAGAACUAGGUGGCAAAGUCAGCGUCAACUGUGCAAAGACUGGUUACUCAGCCAACAUCACCUUUCAUACUAAGCCAUUUUAUGGUGGCAAACUGCACCGAGUCACAGCUGAAGUGAAGUACAACCUUACCAACACCGUGGUGUGCAGAGUGCAGGGGGAAUGGAACAGUGUUCUGGAGUUCACCUACAGCAACGGAGAGACCAAGUAUGUGGACCUGGCUAAACUGGCCGUGACAAAGAAAAGAGUAAGGCCUCUGGAGAAGCAGGAUCCCUUCGAAUCCAGACGAUUAUGGAAAAAUGUAACAGACUCUCUGAGGGAAUCUGAAAUUGACAAGGCCACAGAGCACAAGCGCUCCUUGGAAGAACGGCAGAGAACAGAAGAAAGGCUUCGGACUGAAACAGGCACACCCUGGAAAACCAAAUAUUUUAUUAAAGAGGUAUGUCCUGCACGCGUCCAGGCUGUGGCUCACUGUGUGCCCAGUGGGAACCCUGCCUUACCGAGUUAGUGCUGUGUUGCCGGCCCUUGUGCGUCUUCAUUUUUAAAAAUAGUGUAACUAGGAUUGGGGAGUUGAUAGGACAGCUCAGCCAGUGGAGCACUUCUUUUUUUUUUUUUUUUUUUUUUUUUUUGGUUCUUUUUUUCGGAGCUGGGGACCGAACCCAGGGCCUUGCGCUUCCUAGGUAAGCACUCUACCACUGAGCUAAAUCCCCAGCCCCUGGAGAACUUCUGUACGAGUACAGAGGCCCAGUUCAGAUCCCUGGAGUCCUAGGAAAAGCUAUAAUCUCAAUCCUGGGGAAGAUCUGAGUUUGAUCCUCAGACUCCACAUGUUAGAAGAAAAGAACUGACUGUUUACCACCCCCACCCCCCACCCCCCAUGAGCACACACACACGCACACACACACACACGUACACACAAGUAAUUGACUGAUUAAAUGGAUUUUUUUUUUUUUUUUUUUUUUUUUUUUUUUUUUUGGAGCUGGGGACCGAACCCAGGGCCUUGCACUUGCUAGGCAAGCGCUCUACCACUGAGCUAAAUCCUCAACCCCCUAAAUGGAAUUUUUAAAACUUAAAAAAUGAGCCAAACUUCAUAUCUGGCUUCUACCCUUAUGUACAUAACACACACAGAUACGCACUCACAUACACACACACAAAGUCUAGCUUAUGUGGGAGCUUUCUCAUGAGCUUUCCACAACUUGUUCAAGUAAUACAGCUUUUCCACAGAUCAGAUGAAAUAUUUUUGGGGAUUGAAGUGGGCCACAAAUUAAAGUGCUGACCUAGUGUUCAAUAGCAGGAAGUGCAGGAUGCAGUUAACUGUCUUUGCUUCACAUUUUAAACUGGUCACUUCCAGGCAUCACAUUUCUUUUUUAAAGAUUUAUUUAUUGUAUAUGAGUACACUGUCACUGUCUUCAUACACACCAGAAGAAGGCAUCACAUCUCAUUACAGAUGGUUGUGAGCCACCAUGUGGUUGCUGGGAAUUGAACUCAGGACCUCUGGAAGAGCAGUCAAUGCUCUUAACCACUGAGCCAUCUCUCCAGCCCCCAGGCACCACAUUUUAAGGGAGACAGAAGAAGUUUCAUUGGUCAUGGAGAGGAAGUGAAGUGACUAGAUAGAGGGAUGUUCAGAAAGAAAAUCAGGGAUACUUUGUGAUGCAUUUCUUCAAAGUCUCCGGGCUUGCUGCAUGGAGACUUGUAUCAGGGACUAGAAGCAUAGCUCAGUGGUGCACUAUUUGCUUGGCAUUUUGAAAGCUCUGGGUUCGGGUUGGGGAUUUAGCUCAGUGGUUCGGUCCCCAGCUCCAGAAAAAAAAAAAAAGCUCUGGGUUGAUCACCAGAACCAAAAGUUCAAGUACUUAAGUAGAGCCCAAACUACCAGCAAGCAGUUCUUGGGAAUAAGAGAGUGAGAACAUAAGCCAGUGUCUCUGAUACCGGGGCACGGCGGCAGUGCGCCUAACCCAGCCUUCUGCAGACAGAGGCAGGGGGAGGUCAGAGUCUUAGGAUCCCCAGGACUGCACAGUGUAUCCCUGGCAGCUAGAACAUACCAUCCCUUUCAUACAUUUGGAGAUGAUAGUUUGCAGUUGAACUACAUGAUGGGGAAAAAAUAAAAACAAAACCACAAUAGCCUAUAAUGGAUUUGAGAGAUAACUCAGUAUUUAAGAGCAUUUGCCACCUGUGCACAUGACCUGGAUCAGUUCUCAGCAUCCCCAUCAAGUGGCUCACAACCACCUGAUCCAGAGGAUACAGUGCCCUUUGACCUCCUCAGACACCUGCACAUGUAGUAUACAUAAAGUUACAUAGGCACAGACAUAUACAUAUAAAUAAAAAAUAGUUUUUUAAAAAAAUCCAUAAUUCAGGCUGGAGAGAUGACUCAGAGGUUAAGAGCACUGACUGCUCUUCCAGAGGUCCUGAGUUCAAAUCCCAGCAACCACAUGGUGGCUCACAACCAUCUGUGCCUGAAAACAGCGACAGUACACUCACACAUAUAAAGUAAAUAAAUCUUUUUUUUUUUUAAAUGUAUAAUUCGGGCUGGUGGCAUCGCUCAGCAGGGAAAGGUUCUUGCUGCAUGAUGUUGAUAAUCUAAGUCUGACUCUGGCUCCUCCCUCUGGCCUCCAUGUGUACAUUGUUGCACACAUAUACCCAUACAAUAAUAAUAAAAUUUAAAGUUCUUUUACAGUCCAGAUUCAUUUUAAUAGCUUCUGUGCUUUUAUUUUUCUAAUCUUUACCAACUUUUUGUAUAGGAGUAACAGAUAGAACAUUUUCCAACUCCCUGUUUUUUUGUUUUUUAUUUUGUUCUUUUGUGAACAGAGGGGCUCACAUGACCCAGUGUGGGGAAGAAAAGCAACUUUAUGAAGCCGAUUCUUUCCUUUUACCAUGUGGGUUGCAGGAAGGUGCCGGGUCUUAAGUGGCAAGUGAUUUUACCUGCUAAGCCCUCUUACCAGCCCCAUCCGUGUAUGUUUAUAUGACCAAACAGGCAUUUCUUUUUUUUUUUUUUUAAGAUUUAUUUAUUUACUAUAUGUAAGAACACCGUAGCUAUCUUCAGACACACCAGAAGAGGGCAUCAGAUCUCAUUACAGAUGGUUGUGAGCCACCAUGUGUUUGCUGGGAUUUGAACUCAGGACCUCUGGAAGAGCAGUCAGUGCUCUUAACCUCUGAGCCAUCUCUCCAGCCUCCAAACAAGCAUUUCUAAUUAGAUUCAGAAUUAUACCCAGCUGACCUUGGGUACAAGAAAUAGGUGUAGCAGAAACAGGUCUAUCUAUUGUUUAAAGCUCUUGACUGAACAAGAAGCUCACUCUGUUUUUGUAAAAAAAAAAAAAAAAAAAAAAAAGAAAA